Molecule: messenger RNA, 438 nt
Organism: Trichoderma reesei QM6a
Lineage: Eukaryota; Fungi; Ascomycota; Sordariomycetes; Hypocreales; Hypocreaceae
Exons: 1
Molecular function (GO): fatty acyl-CoA hydrolase activity
Source: RefSeq, a predicted model, not a curated record
GAAGCCCAGCGCAUCGCCCACGUCAACCAGCUCUCGGCCUGGCUGCUGCAAAACAGCACAAUCUACAACAUCUUCCUCACGGGCAUCACCCACACGCGCAUCGCCCGCGGCAGCGUCACCAGCCGCCUGACGCUGACGCCGGCGCACGUCAACUCCAAGGGCGGCCUGCACGGCGCCGUGUCCGCGGCGUUCAUCGACUUCACGACGGGGCUGGCCAUUGCGUCGGUCGACCUGCGGGACAAGACGGGCGCGAGCGUCGACAUGCACAUCAGCUACCUGAGCAGCGCGGCGGGCGCGGGCGACGAGGUCGAGAUUGUGGCGACGGCGGAAAAGGUCGGCGGGUCGAUGGCGUUUGUGACGAUUUUGAUUUCAAAGGUGGACGUUGUGGAUGGCGAGGAGAGGCGGACGAUUGUGACAAAGGGGCAUCAUACCAAGUUU